UGCGGGGAUAAAUUGGCGGCUGAGAAAAAUCUCAUCUCUUCAAGAUAAAGCUUCCCCCUCUCAUCCCUUAACUCUCUAUCUUGCUUUUUCUUACUCCUCUCUCCUACCCUUCGGUCCCUCUCUCUCUCUCUCUCUCUCUCUUUACUCCAUGGAUUCUCUAGCUCAUCCUACCCAACUCUUCUUCUUCUUCUUCUCUCUCUUUUCAGUAUGAUAACUUUGUAGACUUCCAAUGCGACCUCUAAUGGCCGCCACGGCUUCCAUUCUCUGCAACUCCUACUCUUUCCCAGUCAGUUGUUUCCAAUUCCCCGUGAAAACCAGCUCAGCCUCUUCCUCUCUCUCCUUACUUUCUUCUUUCUCCCAGGCUACUUUCCUCCUUCACUCUAUCUCCUCCUUCUCUCCUUUCUCUCUCUCUACCUUCUCUCCCUCAAGUCAUCGUCUCCAUCGCCGAAGACCAAGUUUCAGAUCCCAAUUUGGUUCAACGAGAUCACAAAAUGAACCAGAUGUCAAGAAAACCCUAUUUCCUGGAGGGUUCAAGCGUGCAGAGAUCAAGGUGCCAACCCUAAUUUUGCAAUUGGAAGUUGCAGAAGUUCUUGAAGGAGGAGAUGCACUUAGGUUUACAGAUGCAGCGGUUUCGGAAAUGGUUAGCAUGGUUGUUUUGAAUGGUGGGGAUGAAAGUGCGGGGCGUAUAUAUGAAGCUGCUCUAGCUUUGAAGAGGGUGUUAAGGGGAAGCUCUUACCUUCUCAUAUCAGAGCGUGUCGAUAUAGCAUCUGCUGUUGGAGCCAAUGGGGUUGUUCUCUCUGAUCAAGGCCUACCUGCAAUUAUUGCAAGGAAUAUGAUGAUGGAAUCCAAAUCUGAGUCUAUAGUUCUCCCUUUAGUUGCAAGAACCGUGACAACAACUGAGUCCGCGUUGAGUGCAUCAAAUUCUGAAGGUGCUGACUUUUUGAUAUUUGCUAUCAAUAAUGAGAAAGACGUUGAGAUGCUGUCUCGCUCUGUAGUCCGUAAUGUCAAGGUACCUGUUUUCACUAUGAUUAAUUCACUAGAAAGUAGUGAAUUACAUAAUGGAGCUGCAAAAUUGCUCCAAUCUGGUGCAAGUGGGUUGGUCAUAUCAUCACAUGAUAUGCAGUUUAGAGGUGAUGUUUACAGUCAGUUGCUCUCGUCAGCAAUAUUAACUGAGAAAGGAAAUCAAGAAGAGCUUCAAAGCCCUGAGAAGAUAAAACUGAUGAAUGGGGAGGAUUUCCAUGCAAAUAAGACUGUUGAUGGAAUUACCAAAAUAGAAGAUAUAGAAAAACAGAUCAUAGAAGCCGAGAGGCCUGUCCUAUUGGAAGCUAUUGAUUUUAUUCGCAAAACUGCACCACAGAUGGAGGAGAUUUCACUUCUUGUGGAUGCAGUUGCUCGAUUGGAUGAGCCAUUUUUGCUGGUUAUAGUGGGUGAAUUUAACUCUGGGAAAUCAACUGUAAUCAAUGCGCUUCUUGGAAGAAAGUACAUGGAAGAUGGGGUGGUUCCAACCACGAAUGAGAUAACUUUGUUAUGUUAUUCUGGGUCAGGUUCCAAUGAUUACAAACGCUGUGAAAGGCAUCCUGAUGGGCAAUAUAUAUGUUAUCUACCUUCUCCAGUUCUUAAAGAUAUGAAUCUUGUUGAUACACCUGGAACUAAUGUGAUUCUUCAAAGGCAGCAGCGCCUUACAGAGGAGUUUGUUCCUCGUGCCGAUUUGCUUCUUUUUAUCAUUUCUGCUGAUAGGCCGUUAACCGAAAGUGAGGUCAAUUUUCUUCGUUAUGUUCAGCAAUGGAAGAAAAAAGUUGUGUUCAUUUUGAACAAAUCAGAUCUCUAUCAGAAUUCUAGUGAGCUUGAAGAAGCGACUAGGUUUAUCUCAGAGAAUGCACAGAAGCUUUUAAGUGCAGAUUCUGUAACAUUAUAUCCUGUAUCUGCACGAUCUGCUCUUCAAGCCAAAGUUUCAGCUACAGGAGACGAUGGACAAAUAGAUCAAGAAAUAUUUUCAAGUGACCUUAGAUGGAAAACUAGUGGAUUUUAUGAACUUGAACAAUAUUUGUUCAGUUUUUUAGAUACAUCAACAGAUAUGGGAAUGGAAAGGAUGAGGCUUAAGCUUGAAACACCAAUUGGGAUUGCGUGCACUCUACUUGCAGCUUGUGAAAGGCAAGUGAUACAAGAAUGUGAAAAGACCAAGAAAGACCUGAUCUUAGUAAACAAAAUUGUUGGUAGUGUAAAAGAGUAUGCCAAUAAGAUGGAAAGCGAGAGCACAUUCUGGAAGAAACAGGCGUUAUCACUGGUUGAUACAGCAAAAGCCCGUGCAGAGAAUCUUAUCAAUUCUACGCUUCGAUUAUCUAACAUUGACAUGGCUGCUUCGUAUAUGUUUAGAGGAGAAGAAUACAGUUCAAUUCCUGCUGCCUCAAAGGUUCAAAAUGAAAUACUUGGUACUGCACUCUCUGAUGCACAAAAACUUCUCGUGGAUUACUCAACAUGGUUGGACUGCAGUAAUGCACGUGAAGGAAUGCAAUACACGCAAAUAUUUGAAAAGGAAUGGCCUGGGUUUGUAUUUCCAGAAGGGUUGACUCUUUCAGAAAAAAAUCAAUUGUUGGAUAGAAGAGAGGAACACAGCAUUAAAGUAUUGGAGCAAUUCAGUGCGAGUGCUGCCACAAAACUUUUUGAUCAAGAAAUACGUGAAGUGGUAUUGGGAACAAUUGGAGGAUUAGGAGCAGCUGGUUUGUCUGCUUCUCUUCUAACAACAGUACUAGAAACCACAGCAGAAGAUCUUCUAGCUUUAGGGCUUUGCUCGGCAGGCGGUUUAUUGGUGAUAUCAAAUUAUCCUGCUCGUCGAAAGGAGCUAGUGAAUAAAGUGAAUAAAGUGGCAGAUUCAUUAGGUCGAGAACUUGAAUUGGCCAUGCAGAAGGAUCUUGAUGACACCAUAGGAAAUCUUGCUGGCUUUGCGGAAUGUAUCAGUAGGCCAUACCAGGAAGCAACUCAAAAUAAAUUGAACUACUUGUUAGAUAUUCAAAAGGAACUAUUGAGCACUGGAGAAAAACUUAGAACAUUACAGAAUGAAAUUCAAAAUAUUCACAUUCCUCAAUAAUUAGAAGUUUUCGAGCUUCUAGAUUUGUGCUGUAAUCUGUGGAUGAGAUCAUGAUUUGUUGAGGUAUUCUUUUUGUUCAA
Molecule: messenger RNA, 3165 nt
Organism: Amborella trichopoda
Lineage: Eukaryota; Viridiplantae; Streptophyta; Magnoliopsida; Amborellales; Amborellaceae
Gene: FZL
Product: FZO-like protein
Biological process (GO): thylakoid membrane organization
Cellular component (GO): chloroplast membrane
Molecular function (GO): GTP binding
Source: RefSeq, a predicted model, not a curated record